Labrus mixtus (cuckoo wrasse) is the source of this 5817-nucleotide messenger RNA. It is a transcript of the gene bcl11ba, whose product is annotated as BCL11 transcription factor B a. The transcript is spliced from 3 exons. Gene Ontology annotation, molecular function: RNA polymerase II cis-regulatory region sequence-specific DNA binding; DNA-binding transcription factor activity. The record is from RefSeq and is a predicted model, not a curated record. The coding region runs from base 81 to 2630 and encodes 849 amino acids. NCBI's taxonomy places the organism in Eukaryota, Metazoa, Chordata, Actinopteri, Labriformes, Labridae. Gene Ontology annotation, biological process: positive regulation of transcription by RNA polymerase II. Gene Ontology annotation, cellular component: nucleus.
CCGGUGUUCUCCAGGAGGAGAAGGAGAGCCGACCCUUCACGCGCCGCUCUCCGGGCGAUGCCAGUGUAAAUGCCAGGGCGAUGUCCCGACGCAAGCAGGGGAACCCGCAGCACCUGUCCCAGAGAGAAAUCACAGCCGAGGUUGAGCAUCACGAUGGAGGCCUGCUCUCGGACUGCCUCCCCCCUCACCCUCUCAUGCUCCCACCUCACCCGUUGGAUCCCAGUCUGGGCCACGCCCUCCCCCCCGGCCUGCACGCCGACCACGACCUGCUGACAUGCGGCCAGUGUCAGCUGAGCCUGCCGCUGGGCGACAUCCUCCUCUUCAUCGAGCACAAGAAGAAGCAGUGCACGUCGCCGCUGCUGCCCAACGGCUGCUACGACAAGAUGAACGAGCGAGGAGGAGGAGGAGGAGGGAGCCCCGCCCACCACACGAUCCAUCACCACGCUCAGAGGGCGGAGCUUAGGAAGGUAGUGGAGCCCGUGGAGAUCGGCAUCCAGGUGACACCUGAGGAGGAGGAGGAGGAAGGUGGAAGACGAGGACGAGGACGAGAGGGAGGGGAAAGGAGAGAGAGGACGCCCAUCAAAGGAAUCUGCCCCAAACAGGAAAACCACACACUGACAGGCGGCAGGAAUGAGCCUUCCAGCUACACCUGCACCACCUGCAAGCAGCCGUUCCCGAGUGCCUGGUUCCUGCUGCAGCACGUUCAGAACACCCACGGCAUCAGGAUCUACCUGGAGUCCAACCCCUCCAGCGCCGCCCUCACACCCCGCAUCUCCAUGCCUCCCCCCAUGGGCAACGACUCCAUCCCGCAGUCCCCCCUCACCAACUUCCUGGGAGACAACAACCCCUUCCACCUCCUGAGGAUGACGGGCCCUCUGCUCCGGGAGCCACCCCCAGGCUUUGUGGAGAACCGCCUCCCCAACACGCCUCCGUUCAUUAGUCCGCCUCCCCGCCACCACCUGGAUCCCCACAGACUGGAACGCCUGAGUGCAGAGGAAAUGGGCUUGAUCUCCCAGCACCCCAGUGCCUUUGAGCGGGUGAUGCGUCUGACGCCCAUGGCCAUGGAGUCCCAGUCUAUGGACUUCUCUCGGAGGCUCCGAGAGCUGGCAGGGAACAACAACAGCACCACGCCCCCCCUGUCACCCAGCAGGGCCAACCCUAUGCAUCGACUACUAAACCCCAACCCCUUCCAACCUGGGCCAAAAUCACCUUUUCUGAGCACGCCCCCCCUACCGCCAAUGCCCCCAAACAGCACCACCCCUCCCCAGAACCAGAACAAGGUCAAGUCCUGUGAGUUCUGUGGAAAGACCUUCAAGUUUCAAAGCAACCUGGUGGUCCACCGCCGCAGCCAUACAGGAGAAAAACCAUACAAGUGCCAGCUGUGUGACCACGCCUGCUCUCAGGCCAGCAAGCUGAAGAGACACAUGAAGACCCACAUGCACAAAGCUGGAUCUUUGACGGGACGCUCAGACGAUGGACUAUCCACCACCAGCUCUCCAGAGCCGGGCACCAGCGAUGUCACAGGGGAGGGCAUGAAGAACCGUGAUGGGGACUUCCAGGGGGAAGGCAAUGAGGAGGAAGAGGAGGAGGAGGAGGAAGAAGAGUUGGAGAACGAGAGUAGACCAGAAUCAAACUUCAGCAUGGAGUCUGAGUUCUACAGGAACCGGGAGAACGGCUCCAAACUGCCCUCAGAUGACAAAUCCUCUUUCUCCUUAGACAAGAUGGUGGACAAUGGAGGACUCAACUCUAUACAGCAGUACAAUAACCUGAUCGUUGACAAUCGUAAAAGGAUGCCCUUCUCCAAGAGGUGCUCCGACAUCCCACGGGACACUGGGGACGAGGACUUGGUGGCUGGGGAGAUGGACCACCAGCGGGAAGAGAGGACAACCAUUAACGGCCGGAACUGUGGGUCCGGUGACUCUUUCUCAGGCCUAUUCCCCCGUAAGCCCAACCCCAUCACCAGCCCCAGCCUGUCCAACUCCUCCAAUAAGAGGAUCAAGAUUGAGAAGGACUUGGACAUCCCACAGGCCCCCCACAUCCCCUCUGAGAACGUCUACUCCCAGUGGUUGGUGGGCUACGCCGCCUCGCGCCACUUCAUCAAAGACCCUUUCCUUGGCUUCACUGACUCCAGACAAUCGCCCUUUGCCACUUCCUCCGAGCACUCGUCCGAGAACGGCAGCCUACGGUUCUCCACACCUCCGGGUGACCUCCUGGAUGGCGGCCUCUCGGGCAGAAGUGGCACCGCCAGCGGGGGCAGCACGCCUCACCUGAGCGGAGGUUCCGGCCGACCCGGCUCCAAGGACAGCAGGAGGUGUGACACGUGUGAGUAUUGUGGCAAGGUGUUCAAGAACUGUAGCAACCUGACGGUGCACCGGCGCAGCCACACCGGAGAGCGCCCCUACAAGUGCGAGCUGUGCAACUACGCCUGCGCCCAGAGCUCAAAGCUCACGCGCCACAUGAAGACACACGGGCAGAUGGGGAAAGAGGUGUACCGCUGUGACAUUUGUCAAAUGCCCUUCAGCGUGUACAGCACUCUGGAGAAACACAUGAAAAAGUGGCACGGAGAACAUUUGAUGACCAACGAGGUCAAAAUCGAACAAGCAGAGAGAACCUCAGACUCCACACACUGACUAAAAAAUGAACAACACGGGGUAGCUGGAUACUCUUUUUUCUGAAACGUUAAUUUCUUUUUUCAUUUGUGUUUUUAAAAAAAACUGCCAACUGAGAACAAAAAAAGUGGAAACACCAUCCGAACGCCGAGUGAAGCUGUCUUACUGCCUCAUUUGGAGCUCUUUUUAAACAAUCAGUCAGUUGAGUUGAACAUGUGUGGAGCCUUUAACUGUGCAAUAAUUUCUGUAUUUAUUGGAUUUUGUAUUUUGGCAUGUGCAGGUACAUUUUUAUUUUAAGGCAUUUUUAAAAAAGAAAGUUGUUUCAUUUUGAUUUUGCAUUACUCUAUUUUUUAAAAAACCCACACGAUAUCCUGAGAGUUUUGUAGAAGACAAACGUCCAUUUGAAGUCUUGAAUCUUUUCUUUUUUUUUGGCCGCUGCUUGUAGGAAAUGUACAGUAAGCUAAACGUGUGACUUGUUGAAGAGAAGCUGAGUUCAAUCUUCAGUCUGACGGUGGCGUUAACUGAGAAUGAUAGAAUUAGAUUUGUUUUUUGUGUGUGAUGAUGAAACGCGGACAACAAUCCUUUGGCACUGUAGCAUGAACGAAUUUUUAAAACAUGUCAAUAUAAUUGGAUAUGUAGCACUGAGUGUCAGAUGUGACAGUAAAUGCGAAACAAAGAGGAUCCCAAGGUGCAUUAGCCCCACCUCCUCCUGAGAACGUCACAACCAGCCUGAAAAACAAACAAACAUGUUCCACAUAAGGCAGCUGCUGCUGGUACAAAAUACCGCAUCCCAACAACGCUACCACACACACCCUCUACACAUCCAAACACACACACACACUUACACACUCUGCAUGAGGCCAUACAAUCAGGACCAGGGGGAUCAGUCCCAGCCCUGCAGGAGCUCUUCAGAGUUAGUCAGGGGCCACACCUGUAAACCUUUGACUCUGAUCUGCAGCAGCAACCCUUCUGUAAUAAAAAACACAGGAAGCUAAACAGACCGCUCUGCUUUGAUAACAUUCUGUUUGGUCUGAAGACACCCCAGGUGUGGCUUUUUACCUGCUCUGGAGAAAUACACCUGCAGGGCUCUGACCCCCCCGAGGAACUGAAGUCAAACACCCCUCAUUUUGUUCAUUUUAUGGAUUUAAAGUCACAUUAGCAUGAAGCCAGAACAGACAUCUCAGGUCGAGCUUCUUUAUUUCCUCUUUCUCCUCCAGCGUUUACAUCUCCUCAUGUGUCGGAGUUUAUCAAAGGACAUGCACUCUUUUAUAAACAUGAAUCAGAGAAGGUUAAAUAUGAAACCACGUCUUCAGAUUUUUAUCAUUAGAAUGUAAUAAACAUGACCUUUUCCUGAUGCAUCUCUGCGCUCGGUAAUACAAUCAGGUAAAGGUGGAGAAAUACAUUAAUGUUUCGUUAUUAAUUCUAAAGUUAAAUCAUCGGAUGAGGGAAGUCUCUGUUUGCUGUGCAGCAGGUUGAAACAAACUGAAACAAACUUCAGAUCAGUGACUGCGUUCUUGUUUUUAAAGACGCUCAGUUCAGCUCUACUUUAAAAAGGUCUACUGUGCAGACAAAGAUCUUCUAUAAAAUCAAAAAAUUGCUGACCAAGUAACCACAUCCAUCAGCUGUGAUUACCCCACGAGGAAAUUAUUUAGUUUGAGAAGAGAGUUACAUAUGCAACUGCGGUUCUAUGAAUUCUGGAUGACCGCUACAGCUCUCUGUCACGACGAGAAGAUUCUGCCGGGACGUCUCUCAUGAUGACGCAGGCUAUUUAACCGACGUCGUGAGUCAUCCCAGGUCACACAUGACUUUGUUGAUAUUAAAUAUUCGACCUGAGCGUGCUUGUGACAGAUAGUAUCCAGUGUUAAGAACUGACUCUGGUGCAGAUAUUUCAAUUUUAAAUUCGACAAAGAUUGUAGCAGCAAGAAGAAGAGCUCAGCAAAAUGUUUAAGAAGUAAAAAAAACAAGAGGGAAGAAGAGAAACUGCCGCACACACUGAGAUGCUUCUGCUCACAGUGUGCAGAGAUUGAUUAUAAGACAAGAGGCAUCACUCCGACUUUUAUCUGAAAUUUCUCUAUUUAAUGUUAUAUCUGAUGUCUCCAACAAACAUCAGACCUGCACUUUAUGAUUUAUCCAUACAACACCCCCCCCUUACACACACACACACACACACACACACACACACACACACACACACACACACACACACACACACACACACACACACACACACACACACACACACACAGAGGGUGUAGAUCUUGGGAUCUCCUGACGCUGAAGUGCUCAGGGUUGUUAGGCGAGGCUCUCCCAAUGCUGGCACUAUAAAAAUACAAAUUAAAAAUAAUAAUUACGAAUAUUUAUUUGGGACAGUUUUGUACUGCCGUUCAAUUAGACAUGAGUGUGCCUUGAAUAAUGAUCUUCCUAUUUAUUGUCUCAGACAAAUGCAACACUUUUUAUGACGCAUCAGAUUUAAAAAAAAUAAAAAUAAAAAUGUAAAACUAUCGUAUUCUGACAUUUCAACAGAAUGGUUUCAAUUAAUGCUGAGUUUAGGUUUAGGAGCAGCCAGCACAAUCUCAAUGUGUCUGUGUGUGUGUGUAUAUAUAUAUGUAUGCAUAUGUACAUAUAAAGGCACAAACCUAUUUAUAGAUAAACUUUAUGAGAAUCCUCCCUCAGAAGGAGCCGAGUCAGUCCCAAAACGAAGAGGACGAAGAGCCACACAAAACGUCCCCGAAGAGACACAAAUCAGGAAACUCAGAAAAAGGAUGUAGUGCAUUCUGUCUUUAAUAAGUUUACAGUAUUGAAACAAGUACAAGGGUAAAAUAAUAUGUGUGUGUAUGUGUGUUUGAAACAAGCGAGUAUUUUUUUCAGGUUUGCUUCUAAAGUUUCUCUGACGUGUAAAUCUUUUUCCUUUCGUUCUUUUUGGUGACGGGGUUUUAGUAUAUAUAAAUAUAUAUGAAUAUAUAUGACAUUUCUCUUGUUUACUGUAAAGUAUACCAGUAUUUGUAAUAUUGGAGAAUGCCUGGGCAUUUUACUAAACUAGAAAAAAAGGUUGUUUUUUUUUAUCUUUUCUUUUUUUUUUUUGCAGUUUUAAACUUGUGGGUCUCUGAAGCUGUUUUUUGUCACUGUAACUGUAAAAGUCUUCAGUUUUAGUAACUUUGAUUCUGCCUUGGGUGUGAUGAAAUCAAAAAUAAAACAAUUUUAAAAAUGA